This is a messenger RNA of Paralichthys olivaceus (Japanese flounder), 928 nucleotides long. Lineage: Eukaryota; Metazoa; Chordata; Actinopteri; Pleuronectiformes; Paralichthyidae. The record is from RefSeq and is a predicted model, not a curated record.
ACAGAUGUUUGUGUGCCAGAUGUUUGUGUGCCAGUGUGAUUGAGUUGACGGUGGUGUCCCCUCAGCUCUCCCCUGUUGUGCAGCUGAACGUGGGCGGUCAGCUGUUCAGCACGUCUCUGAACACGCUGAGGAAACACCCCGGCUCCAGACUGGCCGAGAUGUUCAGCGGACAACCCAAACUACGCACGGACGCGCAGGGACGCUUCUUCAUCGACCGGGACGGCUCUCACUUUGGAGCUGUGCUGGAGUUCCUGCGGUCAGAGCGGCUGCCCACCGAGMACAUCCAGGAGGUUCACAGGGAGGCAGUGCACUACAGCAUCAAACCACUCAUCAAGCUGCUGGAGGAAACUCCCCAGAUGUUUGGAGAGCAGGUGGGACGACAGCAGUUCCUCUCCAGAGUCCCACACUACAGAGAAAACAUCGAGGUGCUGAUACGAAUCGCCAGAGCCGAGGCCAUCGCCGCUCGCUGCUCCACCAUCAUGAUCUGCGUGCUGAGGACGGAGGAGGACCUGGGCUGCUAUGAAGAGGCCAUCAACAGCCUGGAGGCGGAUAAGGAGUCGGUGGUGACGUUCGGGCCCUGGAAGGCGACUCUCUCCGUUAAAGACUUGCUGGACUGUGUAAAGAUGGACAUCAGCAGUCAGGGCUACAAGGUGAGCAUCCAGCCUCACGUCAUGGAGAAGAGCUUCCUGUCCAAGAGCUACGACUACUUCUACAAACUCGUCUUCACCUGGUGGUGACGAGUGAAGUGCAGCUGAGGACCCCGAUCAUUACGAUGCAAUAGAUUCAAUCAUACGCCAUUAAAGUCAAGAAAAAUAAUAUUGUGAAGUUGAUUUGUACAUUAUCCAAUAGGUGAAAAUUCAACAGCCAGUUUUGCAAAUAAAUGAAUGAAUACACAAAUUGACAACAGAAUAGGAAAGUAUAUAAAUAG